Fibroporia radiculosa is the source of this 1917-nucleotide messenger RNA. RefSeq lists its product as uncharacterized. Lineage: Eukaryota; Fungi; Basidiomycota; Agaricomycetes; Polyporales; Fibroporiaceae. The transcript is spliced from 9 exons. Gene Ontology annotation, molecular function: ATP binding; ATP hydrolysis activity. The coding region runs from base 1 to 1917 and encodes 638 amino acids. The record is from RefSeq and is a predicted model, not a curated record.
AUGCCCCCCUCUGCUUCAAAACAAAAGCGCCUUGCAGAAAAGGCUGCAAAGCAGGCAGCCAAAGGAAAAUUUGGAACUGAUGCGUCCACCUCGACGACCACACCCUCAGGCUCCGUUAAUGGCAGCUCUGUGUCCACCCCUCUGACCAGCUUGUCGGCAGCAACCAGCCAGGAAGACCUCACAUCGAUGGCGAAGCUGCAACUUGCAACGGACCGGAGUGCGGCAGGCGUGCUCGUUUCCGAUCCCAAGGGCCGCGACAUCAAGUUCGAUUCUUACACCCUGUCAUUCCACGGACGUCUGCUCAUCGAAGGUGCGGAGGUGUCGCUGAACUAUGGUCAACGGUACGGCUUGCUGGGAGAUAACGGUUCGGGAAAGUCAACAUUCUUGCAAUCAAUUGCUGAACGAGACAUCGAGAUUCCUGAUCACAUUGAUAUUUACCUUGUCCGAGGCGAGGCAGAACCUUCGGAUGUGAACGCCGUCGACUACAUUGUCAAAUCUGCUAAGGAGAAGGUCGCUCGGCUUGAGCAGCGAAUCGAGGAUCUCUCUGUCGCUGACGAAAUUGAUGAGGCUGCCCUUGAAGCGACAUACGAAGAGCUGGAGGAAAUGGAUCCAAACACGUUCGAGGCCAAAGCCGGCAGUAUCUUGCAUGGUCUUGGAUUUAGCCAACAGAUGAUGCAGCGCCCCACGAAGGAUAUGAGUGGUGGCUGGCGAAUGCGCGUCGCCCUUGCUCGUGCACUUUUCGUUAAGCCCCACCUGCUGCUGUUGGAUGAGCCGACUAACCAUCUUGAUCUCGAGGCCGUUGUGUGGCUGGAGGCGUACUUGUCUAUGUACAAUCACAUCCUGGUGAUCACGUCGCACUCGCAGGAUUUCAUGGACACUGUGUGCACGAAUAUCAUGGAUCUGACGAUGAAGAAAAAGCUCGUCUACUAUGGUGGAAAUUACUCCACCUACGUGCGAACAAAACAGGAAAACGAAGUCAACCAGAUGAAGGCGUACCAGAAGCAGCAAGAUGAAAUCGCGCACAUCAAGAAAUUUAUCGCAUCGGCGGGAACAUACGCGAACUUGGUCAAGCAAGCGAAAUCUAAGCAGAAGAUCAUCGACAAGAUGGAGGCUGCCGGUCUGAUUGAGAAGAUCGAGGUGCCCAGGCCUUUACGCUUCAACUUUGAGGAUAUAUCAAAGCUUCCCCCUCCCAUCCUUGCCUUCAACGAUGUCGCGUUUUCGUAUUCUGGGAGGAAAGAAGAUUAUUUGUAUCAGAACCUGUCGUUCGGUAUCGAUAUGGAGUCGCGGGUGGCUAUCGUCGGCCAGAACGGUACAGGAAAAUCGACGCUUCUGAACCUCAUUACCGGUGCUCUGCAGCCCUGCGAAGGAACAGUCUCGCGACACGUAAACCUCAAACUCGCCAAAUACUCUCAACAUUCUGCGGAUCAGCUCCCGUACCAAAAGGCGCCAAUAGAACACUUCCAGUCCCUGUAUGCAGAGAAGUAUCCGGACAAGGAUCUCCAGGCAUGGCGUGCGCAAUUAGGUCGUUUCGGUCUCUCGGGCUCACACCAAACUUCGCCGAUCAAGCAGUUAUCAGACGGUCUGCGGAAUCGUGUUGUGUUUGCCCAGCUUGCCAUGGAGCACCCACAUAUCCUGUUGCUUGACGAGCCGACGAACCACUUGGACAUGGCCUCGAUCGAUGCCUUGGCACGGGCGAUUAAAGAGUUUGAGGGGGGUGUAGUGAUUGUGUCUCACGACUUCCGUUUAAUUUCCCAAGUCGCCGACGAACUGUGGGAAGUGAAAAGCCGCAAGAUUAAGAAUCUGACGAAAGAAGAUAUCACCAUUGUGGACUACAAGAACCUUUUAGUCAAGCACAGUUACGCCGCGCUUGAGAAGGCGAAGCUGUUUAGCAAGACCACGACCAAGAGUAAGACUUAA